AAUCUACUGUCAGCCGUGCCCUACUAUCCGUUAAUUAAUAGCUCAACCGGGAAUUUAUUAAGUAAGGAGGAUCGAAGAUUGCCAACUUUUUUGUGUGUGAAAAAUAAACUGUCAUUUCGUGCCUACAUUCUGAACUAGUCAUCGGUCGAGUGAGUGAGAAGAUCUGAAGUAAUACUCUGUAGAUGCGCAUUUAAUCCCUCAAAGACUACUGCCAACCUGUAGCAAGAAAAAAAGCGAAGGGUGAUAUAAUUUUAGAAAUCAUUAGACAUUACGUGAGUCAAGUUCAAACUGUAUUCGAGUGAAUCUGCCACUAAUUUCCGGUAAAAUCGUGACAGCGUGUUAGGCCUUGCGGACAGUGAGUUCCGGCCAGCCAAAUUCGAAGAGCAGUGCAAAAAGUAGAAUUAUAUUUAGGACAAAGAGACCAAAAUAAAAAGCAAGAUUUCCAAGAUGGCCGCACUUCUUCUGCAGCGCUUCAACACAGCCGCACUCUCGUUCGGCAAGCUGUAUGUGGCAGCGGGACCGUCGCCCAACACAACGCUGCUGGCGCGUUCUAUCACCACCACCAGUCCGGUUCGGAAUCAAAACAACAACAACGGCAACAAGAGUAAACAGCUGUCCGCAGCUGAUGUAAAGAAGAUUCCCGACAGCGAAGUGAAAAAAUCGGUCUUUAUAUCGCAGUCCAAUGACAUAUUCGCCAACCUGGCCUUGGAGGAUUGGAUUUAUCGGAACUUUGACUUUGCUCAUCAUCACAUUCUGAUGCUUUGGAUUAACAAGCCGACCGUGGUGAUCGGACGGCACCAGAAUCCGUUUGCCGAAACGAAUGUGUCGGCACUGAUGCAAAAUGGAAUUGAACUGGCCCGCCGGAAUAGCGGCGGUGGCACGGUGUUUCACGAUCUAGGCAAUCUAAAUUGUACCUUCUUUACGCCGCGUGCUCGCUACGACCGGAAAUACAACCUAAACUUAAUCACCCGUGCGCUGUAUCGUGAAUUCGGCAUUAGCGCCGAAAUAUCCGACCGGGACGAUAUUACACUGCUCGGCAAAAAGAUUUCUGGAACAGCUGCUAAACUAGGUCAACCAAAUGCUUAUCAUCACUGCACACUGCUCGUCAAUUCGAACAAACUUCAUCUCGGCGAAUCGCUGACCAAAGACAAUGCCGAAAUCAUUAGCAAGGCCACCGCAUCGGUGCCUUCGCCGAUUAAAAAUUUGGUCGAUGUGAACCGUACGGUCAACAUCCAGCAGCUCUUAUCAGCCAUCGGAUAUGAGUUCCUGCGCACUCCGGCUACGCAACUAACCGACGGAGGCCGUGACCAACUGAUGAAACAGCUUGGCUUUCAGCUGAUCAACCCGACGGAAAAGUGGUUCCCCGGUCUCAAUGAACUGCGGGAGAAUUUCGCCUCCUGGGAUUGGCGUUUUGGCAAAACACCCAAAUUUGCGGUGCAGAAAAGCAUUCAACUCAAAUCAAAUCAAGCCGACGGCAGUCAGCCUUACGAGAUGAAAGUGAAGGUCGAGGUUGAAAAGGGUCUCAUUCAGGAAAUUAACCUGCUGAUGCCGGGACAGGAGCCGAUACCCGUGGUUUCGAAUAUGGUUGGUAAACCAUAUCUUGAGGAUUGUUUCAACGGUAUCCUGGAAGCAAUGAAGGGAGCCAGUGCUGAAAACAUGAAGCAUGCCAUGGGUUUAUGAGAUCAUAACCGGGACGAGUAAACCGAAACGGUGCUAUCACAGCUGGUGCUGCCGGUCGACCUCCUCCGUCUUACUCAUCCAGAACUGUAGACUCAAAGAGCGCGAAAUGUUGUUGCUUGCAGUAGUUUCCUUUUGUCACCUGGAGGAAAAAGUAGCGAAAUGUAUAAACAACUGUCGAAGUGAUUCGUCCGACAAGGUGAAACCACGAUUGUCAUCCAUUUCGGAAGAUAGAUUCGGUUGAUUUCUUCUUUUACAAUAAAAGACUGACACCAAAAUUAUUACAAAGUUACAAAAAGAAUGAACUUAUGGUUAAAAUUUUCGGUCUUACUGUAUAGACUGUAAUCGUACUACUAGAGUUAAAACCAUCGCUAAAUUUCAAAGUAUAAGGCCGAAAAAGGAUUGGUUCGAUGUGAUACCGUGGGUUCAAUGUUGCAGGAAGCGCUCAAGGAUGUAGUCAAAUCUAGCGAUUUCUCCAUCCGCCACAAAACAAAGAAGUUGGGAAUCAUCGCCUUAUGGGUUUAACUUAAUCGUGUAAAACGUAGCUUAUUCAACUAAUCUUAGUUUAAAGUUAUCAGUAACGCAGGAUGUGUAUUUCAUUCUUUUUUGAUAAGUUUUUUCUUCUUUUUUUAUGUUUCUACUCGCUUUCCAGCCUAGCUAUGUCGUACUUUUCAAUUAGUUUUUUCCUCUUGAAAAUGAAAUAGCUUAAUCAAGAAUACAAGUCAUAUCAUUUACGUUUAGGAUGGGUUUUUUCUUCUGUGAGCUAUUAAUUAACAAGUUAUUGAUUUUUUUCCAGUUGAACUGUAUAUCUUCUAACCCAGAAAAAAUACAUCACGAUUUCGAAAAUGCUUUUGCGAUAUUUUACUAGCGAAAUAACCAAUGUUUAUUACACAUGCUUAUAUUAAACAUUUAGAAUAGUGAUAAUGAUGAGUAGCUGAAUCUGAGUACUAAACUAAAUACUAAAUCACGUGCAGAAAAAGUAUGGCAAUAGGUUGUCCACAAUUAGUAAUUGAACGCACACAGGAGUUUUUUUUUUCUCUUUUGCACUUGAUCAAACUAGAUAGUUGUUAGAAGCUCAGCUGUUGGUCGAUUCGCGUGAUCAAUUGUGACAAUAAUAUAAUGAAACAGGAUUAAAGAUAAUAUGAAUAAAAAACAAUAAU
Molecule: messenger RNA, 2837 nt
Organism: Sabethes cyaneus
Lineage: Eukaryota; Metazoa; Arthropoda; Insecta; Diptera; Culicidae
Gene: Lipt1
Product: lipoyltransferase 1, mitochondrial
Exons: 5
Coding region: 448-1680 (410 amino acids)
Biological process (GO): protein lipoylation
Cellular component (GO): cytoplasm; mitochondrion
Molecular function (GO): lipoyltransferase activity
Source: RefSeq, a predicted model, not a curated record